Aspergillus brunneoviolaceus CBS 621.78 is the source of this 1451-nucleotide messenger RNA. RefSeq names its product MFS general substrate transporter. NCBI's taxonomy places the organism in Eukaryota, Fungi, Ascomycota, Eurotiomycetes, Eurotiales, Aspergillaceae. Bases 1 to 1425 code for a protein of 474 amino acids. Gene Ontology annotation, biological process: transmembrane transport. The transcript has 9 exons. Gene Ontology annotation, molecular function: transmembrane transporter activity. The record is from RefSeq and is a predicted model, not a curated record. Gene Ontology annotation, cellular component: membrane.
AUGCACAAGGGGACCGCUUCCGAGGAGGGUGACACAGAUGGGGUGUUUACCUACAGUGCUGAGGAAGAGCGGUGCGUGAAGCGCAAGAUCGAUCUGAUUCUUCUGCCCUUGCUGUGCAUGUGCUACGUCUUUUCCUUCCUCGACAAAACCCUCCUCAACUACAACAGCAUCUUCGGCAUCAAGACCGCCCUCCACCUGACGGGCUCCGACUACAGCUGGCUGGGCAGUGCCUUCUACCUGGGGUAUAUCGUGGGCGCGCUCAUGUGGGCCAAGCUGGUGCAGCGGUGGCCGCAGCACGUGGGGAAGUUCAUCUCUGGCGCGGUGACCGUGUGGGCGUGCAUUACUUUGUUGACGCCGCUGUGCUAUAACUUCGUUGGCAUUCUGGUUGUGCGCUUGUUUCUGGGCUUGGUGGAGAGUAUCAUCGGCCCCGUGUUUGUGAUUGUCACCAGUAAGUGGUGGACGCGGUCGGAGCAGGCGUUUCGCACGGCGUUUUGGUUGGGGGGGACGCCGAUUGGGAACUUCUGCGGCGGGUUGAUAUCCUACGGUCUGGGAUCGAUGCACCCAUCCUUCCCGACGUGGAAGCUCUUCUUCGUCUUCUUCGGCGCCCUCGGCCUCGCCUACGCGGUCGUCCUCAGCCUCCUCAUGCCCGACACGCAGGCCAACGCGCGCUGGCUCACCCCGAAAGAGAGACGCAUCGCCGCCGACCGCGUGCGGGCCAACCACACAGGCAACUCUAAUACCAACGAGUGGAAGUGGCCGCAAUUCUGGGAGGCGCUGCGCGACCCGCAGACGACCAUGUUCUUCGUUACGGCGUUCUCCAGCCAAAUCGUCUCCGGCUUCGGAUUUUCGACCCUCGAAACGACCAUCGUCUCCACUUGCCCGGCGGCAGUGAUCCAACUGUCUACCUUCCUGGUGUUCUCGUACAUCGCCUCUCACCGUCCGAAUAUCCGGCUCGGGUUGUCGAUGCUUGUCUCGGUGCCACCCUUGAUUGGGGCGUCGCUGCUGCAUGCGCUGCCGUUGGAGAAUCGCGCGGGCCGGUUGGCGGGGUAUUAUCUUACCUAUACACAUACGAUGUCCUUCACACUCAACACCAGUCUCAUGGCCUCCAACUUCGCGGGGAAUACCAAAAAGGCUACAGCGAACGGAGUGAUCUUCGCCGGUUGGGCGGCCGGGUUGGUUGCCGGGCCACAAUUCUUCCUUGAUAGCCAAGUCCCGGUAUAUGAGCUUGCGUUUCGGAUGCUCAUGGGCACCUACGCACUAAUGAUCAUCGUCCCAUGCUUCCAGUUGGCGUGGUACAACUACGAGAACCGGCGGCGCGAGCGACUCUCGACAGGGCAUCAUCAUGCUGGACAGGCUGGUGGGGAGGAUGAGGAUGAUGAUCGGACGGAUUUCGAGCAGUGGGAGACAUUUCGGUAUGUUAUGUGAUUGUUCGAUUGGGAAAACGAUGUUGG